Messenger RNA from Dromiciops gliroides (monito del monte), 3347 nucleotides. It is a transcript of the gene ANKRD54, whose product is annotated as ankyrin repeat domain 54. Gene Ontology annotation, cellular component: cytoplasm; nucleus. Bases 35 to 919 code for a protein of 294 amino acids. Gene Ontology annotation, molecular function: protein binding; protein kinase regulator activity. Gene Ontology annotation, biological process: regulation of intracellular signal transduction; regulation of protein kinase activity. NCBI's taxonomy places the organism in Eukaryota, Metazoa, Chordata, Mammalia, Microbiotheria, Microbiotheriidae. The record is from RefSeq and is a predicted model, not a curated record. The transcript is spliced from 8 exons.
GGCUGUGGCGGGGGUCAGGGUCGGCGUGGUUGUCAUGGCAGCCCCGGGCGGAGGCCCGGGAGUUGGCGCCGAGGCCGGAGCAUGGGAGCCGCGGGCCGAGGGCGGCGCGGGGCCCGAGGGCAGCUUCUCGUUCGGCGGGUUCUCCACGGUGCUGGGCGGCCUGGGCCCCGCGGUCCCGGUCCCGGCUCCGGCCUCGGCGCCGCUGCGGCUCCUGCACGAGCUGUGGCAGCGCGACCCCGGCCCCGGGGCCGGAGAUGAGCGGAGCGGCAAGUUGCGGCCCGGCCGCCUGCGGCGUGCAGCCCGGCCACACCGCCACCUGGGGCCCACGGGCAGGGAGGUGCAUGCACUGAAAAGACUUCGAGAAGCCGCUAAUGCCAACGACUUAGAAACAGUGCAGCAGCUGCUGGAAGAUGGGGUCGAUCCGUGCACAGCGGACGACAAAGGCCGCACGGCUCUGCACUUUGCAUCCUGCAACGGCAACGACCAGAUCGUGCAGCUGCUCCUGGACCACGGCGCUGACGCCAACCAGCGAGACGGGCUGGGGAACACACCUCUGCACCUGGCUGCCUGCACCAACCACGUUCCUGUCAUCACCACGCUGCUGCGAGGAGGGGCCCGGGUGGAUGCCCUGGACCGGGCUGGCAGGACCCCCUUGCACCUGGCCAAGUCAAAGCUGAAUAUUCUCCAGGAGGGUCACUCCCACUGCUUGGAAGCUGUCCGGCUAGAGGUGAAGCAGAUCAUCCAGAUGCUCAGGGAAUACUUGGAACGGCUGGGCCGGCACGAACAGCGCGACCGGCUGGAUGACCUUUGCAGCCGCCUCCAGAUGACGAGCACCAAAGAGCAGGUGGACGAGGUGACAGACCUCCUGGCCAGCUUCACGUCGCUCAGCCUGCAGAUGCAGAAGCUGGAGAAGAGGUAGCCACAGAGGGGGCCCUCUCGUCCCCUCCACUGCCUUUGCCCAGCUCCCAUCAUCCCCAUCUCAGGAAGCAGGGACGCGCCAGCCUGUCCUGCUGCUCUACCCUGCUUGGUGAGGACUGUUGUGGCCCCUCGGCCCCGGGAACCCCGGCCGAGCCGAUGCUGUUGGCCCCGCUCUGGGCAGUAGCCAGCUGGCGUGCUGCCCUCCCCUGGCAGUGGGAGCUCAGCAUAGGGGUUUCCAGACCCCUUCUCCUCAUUAUGUCCUUGGCUUGUCUCCUCUCCUGGACACAAGUGGGAGCAGAGGGGCCUGACCCCCUCACCCCGUCCUCUCUCAUGAGCUUUUCGCCAGCUUGGCACUCUUGGCACCAGCGCUUAAAUCUCAGACUCGGCACCUCGGUCCAGUCGUAGUAAACUGAGUGAGGGUUCCUUAGAGACGGGCGGUUUGAAGUCUUCCCAAGGUGGACGGCUUUGAGGAGGGCACCCAAGAUGUAUGUGAAGCCUUGUCCCUGGAAGGGUUGGUUCUGGGCAGGGGCACGGCUGGACGGGAGCCUCCGGGAGUGGCCCUUCCCCAUCCCGGUGACUGGGCUGCCCUGCCACGGUAUCCGUCACUGCCUCUCACCUCCUUAUCAUGCUCUUGACUGUUACUGAUGCCGUGGCUUUUUAUGCCCCCCCUUCCUUUUUUGACCCAGAUCACCAGGUUGGGCUUUCUUUGGCUGGGCGCUGGUGGGGGUGGGGCCCAGUAGGGCCCCAAGAGGCCCCUGGCGGGAUCGCAGACUGGAGGGCCUGACUGGUGAGCAGCAGGCAGCAGGGAAUGGGUCGAGGAGAUGGAGGGAGCUUGCUCUCUGGGUGCCCGAGGCUUGGCCCGCAGCUCCUAGGGUACCAGGGGGGCAGGGGCUCAUGGACUGCCAGUGCCCUUCUCUUCCGGCCCCUGAGAUGGAGCCAGAGGCCACCCUGCUUCGGUGUACAUGGCACUCCUCCCCUCACACCAGCCCAGGCGUGAGCCAUUCCCAUCGUAUGCAACGAAAUAGUCUGAGGGAGGGGAAGUGACCUGGCCAAAGUCACACAGCCCUUGAGUCCAGAGCCCUUUGCCGUCGCAUGCUGGGUGUGAUGUGCCAGGCAAGACACCCACACCCUGGCCAGCGGGUCCGCUCAGGAGAGGCCUCAGCCAGCCAUCCAGUCCCAGGCCUUCCUCCUGGUGAAUACUUGUCCUCAGACCGGCCUUCUUCAGUCUCCCCACCCUGAGCUCCGUCUCCAGCCCUCCGCGGCAGGUGCGCGGCAGCCCGUGGGGAUGCGGACCUCCCUCAGAGGCAGCCAGAAGCCUCACACUGGCUCCUAAUGACCUGCUGGCUCAGACACCACGGGAGAGCCAAGGAGGGUGAGGGAGACAGGCCUGGGGAAGAUGGGGAGAGCCAAGAAGGACGCCUUCUCUAACCCCUCCUUGUAACAUGUAUGAGUUGAUCCAGAAAAUAAAUACCUGUGUGUCAGGAGAGUGGAAUUUCUGAUGACCGCCCCUCCUUGCCCUGAGGGUGGCUGCCUGCCCUGCUGACCUCACCCCCACCUUUGACAGGGAAAGGAGCCCACCUCAGGGCUGAAAGGAAUCUUCCAGAAGAGGGCCCCCCCCCCCGCCCCGGAAGCAGUCACUAACCUUAGGAAGGAGGGAAAAAGGAAAUAUUUGCUGAGCUCCUGCCAGCAGAGCAGUGGGGAGACGGAGAAAAACCAGGCGGUCCCUGCCCUCAGGGAGCUUACCUACGGGGGAGAGGACCCAGAGGGGAGGGUGCAGGCCCAAAGCAGAUGGUCAGCCCUUGUCUUUGAUGUCAUUGCUAAUGACCAAAUCAUAGCAUUUUCUGCUGUGGUACUGUUGGCCAGAGCCAAGGACUUUGGUGAUGAGAAUUCUCCUUUCUGGGUCCUCCGGAGCUGUGGCUGCAGCCCCUGCAGGAAGGAGGCAUCCCCAGGGUGGCUUCCCAGGAUGCUGGAGGACAGCACUGGGCUGGUAGCACGGCUGUUCCCAAGGCUCUUGGCUCAGGCCCCCUGGGCUGUCUGCAUCAGGGUCUGGGGGGGGAGGGCGACCGUCGAAGUGGGGUGUAGCCUGACCCCUGGGGAGUACCAAGGCCUCUGGGGGCUUCUGCACUAGAACAGACUUUAGAGAGCGACUCUGGCCUCUUCGUUUUUUAGGGAGGAUACGAGGAAGGCCGAGACUAGUUGGUGGCUGGCUCUGACCCUUAGCGCCAGAGCCAGGUCUUAUGCCAGUCUCCCGGCUCCCUGGGCAAGGCGCUUCCUCCUCAGGCCACACUGCCGUCUCCAGGGUGGACAAGUUAUGUACACGAGCCAGUGAUGCAAACGUCUCAUAUGCUGCCACAUCACUAGGCCAUGUGAUUUGGACUCCCACUGACCCGGUACUGGAGUUUACAGCCUCCGGGAAGCCUUCCCUGCCU